AUGGCACCAAGAAAGCGUUCGACUUCAAAGACUAGUUCAAGCUCUUCUUCUUCAGACCGGUCUCGUUCACGCAGUCGUACACGUUCAAAAACUCGAAGUCGUAGUAAGACUUAUUCACCUGACCGAGGCGAAGAAGGUCGCCUACAUGUAGCAAACAUUGAUGAAUCAGUACGUGCUCGAGAUCUAGAAGAGGCGUUCUCGCGAUUUGGUAAACUGUCAGAAGUGUGGGUUGCUAGUUAUCCACCACUUUUUGCAUUUGUCGUGUUCAAAAGUAAAUCAGACGCUAAUGAGGCGUUGGCAGCAUUAAAUAAUACCUAUAUCAGAAAUUGUCGUGUACGUGUCUCCGUUGCAUUGCCACGAGUUCGAGCUCAUGAUCGCUAUCGUUUUGGUGGUGGUGGAUACGGUGGUGGUUACUAUGGCGGAGGUGGCUACGGAAGAUAUGGAGGUUAUGGUGGCAGUCGAUAUGGCGACUAUGGGCGUUACGGAGGAUAUGGUCGUGAUAGAGAGAGACGUGUUGAAACUUUGGUGGUGAUAACUGGUUUGUUGGCUCGGCUCCCUCCGUCGUCCAUAUUGUUUGGAAUGGAUGAGCCGAGCUGUGAAUUGGUUUUCAUGAUGAUGGUCUAUUAUUUUGUGUCUUUGGCACUCUCUGGAAUAUUGUUGUUGGAAAAUGGAGAAAAUGUGCAUUGACGAUCACCACCUCGUCGGGAGCGCGAACGACGUAGAAGAUCUCGUACUCGCUCCCGGUCACGAACGCGUUCCUCCUCAUCUCACAGUCGAUGA
Messenger RNA from Thelazia callipaeda (thelaziosis nematode), 780 nucleotides. The record is from the annotation of a GenBank genome assembly. NCBI's taxonomy places the organism in Eukaryota, Metazoa, Nematoda, Chromadorea, Rhabditida, Thelaziidae.